AUGGUGGAACGGCUGGGCGAAUGGUUCCCCUUUUCCUCUGACUUAUACUGCCGGAAGCUCACGCUGUAUGACCGCAUGUUCUGGGAUGUCACUGAGGGACCAUUUGUGGAAGCGGCUUCUCCCUUCUCCCUGGCCAUGUGUGCCUUUGCAUGCGCAGCCCCAUUUGGGGGUUCCAUCGCCGUCAUUCAUGCUGCACCGCCCCCGCCCGAUGGUGACGGUGACGUGGAUGGCAUAGUGCACGUGUACACGAGUGCUGGUGAGCUUCAGGCGAGGCUCUGUCUUCCGUGUGGUGUGGGUUCACCCAUCGACAUGGGAUGGACGAAGGAGGAGGUCCUUGUCAUUCUAACUGACCAAGAAGUCUGUGUUUUCUUUAACGAUAUUUAUACGGGGUGUUCCUCGCUGAGCCUGGAUGGCGUCUCUUCCUCUUGCACAAUUCGGCUGCAAGACAACAUGUUUCCAACAUCUUCCAACCCCUUGAAUGCUGCGGUUACCUCAACCAUUCUUUCUUGUAUGCGUCCGGAGGGAUUGUUCUGCAUCGAUGCAAACGGGUGGCUGCGGGGCGUCAUGCACGUCGAGCGCCAGCCCCCUAAGCUGCAGGUCCCCGAGCAGCUUGAAGCGGGGCUUUUCCCCACCACCUUUGACUUUAUUCCAGCAGAGUGGAACGACAACGCUGAUACGGUAUUCUACCUGACAACCAGGUCACACUGCCAGAAAGGGGAUAGCACGCUGCAUGUCUUCACCUCCAAUCAUGGCUUGCAUGCAAAGGCACGGAAGUGUAUUCCUGGUAGAGUUUUGACGAUGAAGAUCAACCACACCGGCCUGUGUAUCGCAUUAUUUACGGACCGGGCGGAACUGUACGUCCUGUCGAGUAAUCUGGAUUCUGUUGAGUUUUCCCUGGCGUUGGGUUCACGUAGCCGAGGACCGGAAAAGAUGGAGUGGUGUGGGUCAUCAUUUAUCAUGCUUCACUUCAACAACGCCGUUGUUCAUCAGGGUUACCUAUCACGUACGGUCGCACCAAUGUUCUCUCUGCUGGUUCCGACUUUGCCGGAGGCGUCGGUAAAGUGUGAACGGUUCGAUUGGGAACGCGAGGGCAGUGGACAUGUUGUUACUGUUUCGGAAAUCGACGGUGUUCGCGUUCUUACCGAUAAAGCCUGCUACUUUCUUGAGCAGGUGCCGAAAAGUCUUGUCACUUUGUGCCGCAUCAAACCAUUAUCCCUUCCUGCACAGUUGGUCGCUGCUUGCGCGGACAGAGGGAAUCGCUUGCCGCGAGUCUGUCGUUUACUUUCAAGCUGGGGAAGCUCCACCUUCUCUGGGAUCAUUGAUGAAGUUAUGGAUGCUGCGCAGCAUGAGUUUUCUCCGGAAAAGCAGCAUCUUUUGUUGGCCGCAGCCUCCUUUGCCAGUGAAGUGCAUCGGCAGUAUGAUUCCGACGCAUUUGUGGACAUUGUGCGGCGACUGUGUGUGCUUCACGCCGUGCGAAACCACCCUGGAUGCCGGAUGCCACUUUCCUUUCAACAAUACUGUAGGCUUUCUGGGCUGGAGGAGGUCCGCACUCUCAUGCCUUCUGAGGCUCAGGUGCUGGUGGAUCGUGUGUCCAAUCGGUGUUGCUUCCAACUGGCCUUCGAUAUCACAAGUGCUCUCAAUAUGGAGCCGUUGCGGUUGCUUUCACAGUGGUCGUGCCACAAAGUGCGUGACACUGCACUUGAUGAAAACACUGUCUACGCGCAGAUCCGCGACGUUAUGCAGCGGUAUCCCGGUGCCAGCUACUCGGAGAGCUCUCUGGCCGCAUUUCGUCACGGCCGCAGCGCACUGGCCACAGCACUACUCAACGAGGAUUUGAGUGUGCAUAGAAAGGUUACAGUGUUUCUGUUAAUUGGUCAGUGGAAGCUUGCCGUGCAUUGGGCGGCUCUUGGCGAUGACGCCGACCUCAUCCAUCUGGCACUUGUCUACGCCAUAGCGUCAGUGGAGGAUCGCCCCAAGCUCUUCAAUGUGCUACUGGACUACCCAGCGGUUUUGGCAUAUAUGCUGCUUGGGGCGCGCCUGCUUCCGCUUUGGCGAGCGCUGAUCGAAGAAAUCUGCACAGCACACUUUGACUCCACCUUAGCGGUUUACUGUGCUCGUAGCUGCAUUGCAUUUUCGCUUGAAACCGACAAGCGUGAAACGAGUCAGGAGUCGUCAAGGCAGCCAGCAGCACUGUCACAGAUAAAGGCAGACGCACCUGACAGCACCGCGAAUCGAAUUCCUACAUCUCACAGUGUGAGGAGAGAUGGUCACCCAAAUACAAAGGUGGAUCCGCACCUCGAGGCAGUACUCCGUGUAUUGGCACCACCGUCUCUGUCUGACGCGUUGGCUGCAUUAAGGGACCUCCCAGAAGAUGGAACAUAA
This is a messenger RNA of Trypanosoma rangeli, 2382 nucleotides long. RefSeq names its product putative vacuolar protein sorting protein 16. Gene Ontology annotation, biological process: endosomal transport; intracellular protein transport; vacuole fusion, non-autophagic. Gene Ontology annotation, molecular function: actin binding. The transcript has a single exon. Gene Ontology annotation, cellular component: HOPS complex; endosome; cytoplasm. NCBI's taxonomy places the organism in Eukaryota, Euglenozoa, Kinetoplastea, Trypanosomatida, Trypanosomatidae. The record is from RefSeq and is a predicted model, not a curated record. Bases 1 to 2382 code for a protein of 793 amino acids.